AUGGUCAAGCUGACAAUGAUCGCUCGUGUCACUGAUGGCCUUCCAUUGGCUGAAGGAUUAGAUGAUAGCCGUGACCAGAAGGAUGCUGACUUAUAUAAGCAGCAAGCUAAGCUUUUGUUCAAGAAUCUGUCAAAAGGGCAUAAUGAAGCCUCAAGAAUGUCUAUUGAGACUGGCUCUUACUUCUUUCAGUAUCCUUUAAAUUUCGCAUUCGUCAUAAACCAACUGUUGUUAAAUUUAUUUUCAUGUAAGCUACUCAUAUAAACACACACACACAUCUAUGUAUAAACUUUUCCCGAGUUUUGUAGCAUAAUCCUCAUGGUUCGGACUGUUUCUUAAUCGGUGCAAAAAGUGAGGAAUCUGUUCAUGAAUAUGCAAACUAAGUUUUCACACGUGUCACAAAAUGAUGAAAGGGUUUGUCAUUCAUUUUGAAGUUUUUUCGAUAAAUUAUUGCAAACCGGUGCCUAAGCAUAUGCCAAGACUAAUCUCUACACCAAAAAUAAGGUUUUUAUUGUGAAUAUAAGGACUUUGAGUACUCUUUGGUUCAUAUAAUGAGUAUUUUGAUCUAAUAUAUUGAUCCUGAGAUUUUUCACCCCCACUGCCUUGACAUAAUUUUUUAGUUACAUCAUCGAAGGACGUGUCUGCUAUUUAACACUCUGUGAUCGCUCUUAUCCAAAGAAGCUUGCUUUUCAAUAUCUAGAAGACCUUAAAAAUGAAUUCGAGAGGGUCAACGGGAACCAGAUUGAAACUGCUGCAAGACCCUAUGCGUUCAUAAAAUUUGGUAUGCUACGAUAUCUGUUUCUUGGUUGUUAUUUUUCCAAUAUUUUAUUCAUAUUCCUUAUUUUUGUCUGUUUUGGUUAUUCUAAAGAUACAUUCAUACAGAAGACCAAGAAAUUGUACUCCGACACACAUACUCAACGUAAUAUUGCAAAAUUGAAUGACGAACUGUACGAAGUUCAUCAGAUAAUGACCCGUAAUGUUCAAGAAGUUCUGGGUGUUGGUGAAAAGCUUGAUCGUAAGUAUUCAUAUCCAUGCUCUUUUGACUUUAAUUCAGUCUUUCGUGUUUCAUAUGGUUGAUUAUUUUCUCCAAUGAUUGAAUUUUUGUUCUUAUUAUUAAAUUCCUUGCUAGAUAUGAAGAAGUUAGUUGGUACGUUUUCAAAUAGAGGGUUGGUGUGGAGUUUAUUAUAAGAAACCUUCAAAAGAUUUAUAGUUUAUUUAUUAUGGCCGUGCAACCACUGUCUCCUUCAAGUGUAAGGUCUCUAAAACGGGAGGCUCAGUAAUGAAGGUAAUGCCAGUAAGUGUAGAAAAGACUAUAUAAGGUUUACAAAGGUGUUUACUUUGUUGUGCCUUUGGUUAUACAUAAAAUCCAGGCUUCAUUUUAGUGUUUUGGAAAGAGAAUGACCAAUUAAAUUACAGACGUAGAUAAACUAGAAGCUAGAUAUUUAAGGGAAGAACAAUCGAGCUAAAGCUGUGCUUUUGCUUUCGAAAUGAAUGUGGAAGUCUCAGAAACUGCCUAGCUACAGAGAGAAUGUGAAUGAAAUGUGAAUGUAAUUGAAUCUAGUGCUACUAGUGUACCUCGCCUAUUUUGAGAUAGGUCAUCAUAACUGAUGUAACAAUUAAUGCUGCUAGAAAAGGGGACCAAAUGAGUUAUUAGUAAAUGUCGUAGAUGCCGCAGUUGUGUUUCCCACGAAUGUGAUCCGCUGAAGUGUAAUCUAAUGAAGGAAAUUCAAGAAAAAGUAGUAUGAACUGUCCUACACACUUACUCUUCAAAGAAAAGCGAAUGGUGUCGAAAUGUUGCAGUUUUCCGUUUGGGAAAGAUGGGAACACCAUCAUUUUAUUAGAAUCGGCCUUGUACUUUUUCGAAGAAAUGAAGUAGAAAGACGGAAAAAAUUGCAAGCAUGUCAGGUGCCGCAAUUCAUUUCAGAAUUAGUCCUGUGAGGCAAUAUUUACUGUUCUUGAGCCAUUUCCCUAAAUAUAUUUCUCAUGACACUACCGGAUGAACUCCUGAAAAAUGUCAGAUAUAAUUUCUGAACAGAAAUCUGUCAAAAUUUGCACAUUUAACCACAUCCAUGAAUUAAAUUCUCUUACAUGUUUAUCUUUAACCCUCUACUAAUCAGAAAGGCACAGUAUAUUACUCCAAGCUCAUAAAGUUUACUCUUUUUUUGGGGGGGGACAUUGUUGCACGGCCAGUUUGUAAUUCAUUUUGGGAUUUGUCAAUUUUUAAAGAUAAAAAUCUGUCGCUCUUCUGUGUCCUUUCUAUCCAAAUCAGGCCUCUAGUCUCCCUAUCCUCGGCUAAUUUUGCAUGUUGAAACUUAACUUUGAUUGUAUUUUUGUAUGAUGACCAAAUUCAUACCUCCUACCUUUCUAUUUUGAUUAUUUCCAUGCAAGACGUGCGACUAUUGAUUACAGAACGCCCUCAAAGACCUUUUUUAUCAUUUUCUGAAGGGCUUGUAGCAUCUCUGCUAGUUAGAAGAGCUCAUGGUACGAAACAUGUAUUAAAGCAUAAAUGUUGCCUGUGAACCUGACAACUGAGAUGGUUUGGAUUGCAUAGCUCUAACUUGUAUGAGUCAAACAAACCUAACUUUGAUGCUUCAGCGGUGCAUCAUAUUCCUAAAUGUGAGAUCUUCAUGAUUAUUCAUCCACAGUGGCUACUAAGUGGCCUUGGGUAUUCAAAUCAUUGAUUUUGCCUUCGGACAGAGACGAAACAUAUUCAUAUGAGAAUAUGAACAUUAGUCGCCCUCCUCCUCCUCCUCCUCACCUGUUUAUAUAGGGAGAGGAGAGUAGGCAUUUACACCAUACGACCUGAUGUGGGAUGGCCUAAUGGACCCAUGAGACUUAAAUGACUGUCUAAUACAUGAAGAUAGUGGGCCGUUUGCAUCCGUAUUAUAAUAGACCAUCCUGUUAGUUUUUUCACUUACUGAAUUCUUUCCAUAGAAACGAUGGGUGAAAUCCCUCAUUACUUGACACGACCACAAUGAAUGAAUCCGAGGAAUUUACAUACGAGCAUAGACGCGCAUGUCUUUUUGGUACAUGGUUUUGGUGUCGAAUUCAAAGUUCAAUUUGAUGCCAGAAUUGGAUAAUUAUUGUAUGAAGAAAUUGUAGGCCUGAAUUGUGACAUUGACGGCUUGAAUUCCUUGGGUUAGCAGUAAUUCCUUGUAUUCUGAAUAACUUUACAACGUUCUCUUGCUGUUUUGGUACAGAGGUGAGUGAAAUGUCAAGCCGAUUGACAUCGGAAUCCCGAGUCUAUGCCGAGAAAGCGAAAGAUCUCAACCGACAGGUGGGCCCAGUAUCCAAUAUUAUUACCUUAUUUCUUCAUGCUUUUUUUUUUUUUUUUUCAUGAAGCAGAUUGCCAUCUUUAGCAAUUAGGCUUUGACCUUGCACAAUGACCUAGCUUCAUUUGAACAAUAAUAAUAAUAAUAAAAGUAUUAUUAUUAUUAUUAUUAUUAUUAAUUCGUGCCGUUCCCUCAUCCUCUUCCUUCGAGUUUUCCUCACAGAUCGCUGAUCGUUGUCGCAGGCUCUUAUCCGGAAGUGGGCCCCUGUGGCCAUUGUGCUUGGGAUAGUCUUCCUCCUCUUCUGGGUGAGGCGCAGAAUCUGGUGA
Spirodela intermedia is the source of this 3595-nucleotide messenger RNA. NCBI's taxonomy places the organism in Eukaryota, Viridiplantae, Streptophyta, Magnoliopsida, Alismatales, Araceae. The record is from the annotation of a GenBank genome assembly.